AUGCACACCACAUCUCUCUCUCUCUCAUCUAUCUAUCUAUCUAUCUAUCUCUCUCUCUCUCUCUCUCUCUCUAUUAUUUACUUUAUAUAUCAUUCUGCUUUCCUUCCGUUUCAUUCUCAGUUUGUUAGCUUAGUUUUUCUUCGAACCAUUUCCCAAUCUCUUUUUCCAUAUUUUUUUUGCAUUUUGUCUUUUCUUUCGUUUAACACAUUAUCUCUGUCUAUUCUUAUCUUUUUCUUUUCCUUUACUCUAUUUUCUAUUUUAAACUCUCUGCCUUCGCUACUUCACUUCCUUCGUAUUUCAUUCGUUUAUUUUUUCUUUCAUUUUCCUACGUUCUUGAAGGCUUUCUCUCCUUCUCCAUCUUCUUCAUGCUCAUAUCCCAGUGACUAUCUUCUCUAUUUGCUUUAUUUUUCCAUUUCUCGAACUGCUUUGCGUUUACGUUUCUUUCGAUUUAUUGCCCCCUCCUUCUUCUUCUUUGCACUGCAGUCUCUUGUUCUAUCAAACUCUUAUCGUCUUCAGGUUUCUUCAAAAGUUACUUCUUCUGUAAUCACUGAUUUUGUCCUUUUUUCUUUUAGGAAUAUUCAUCUAGAAUUUUUCCCUCCUCCUUCGAUAUCGUUUCUCUUUAGCGUUGCUCAUCGGUGCACGGUUCGAUUAUCAAAUGAAGGGUCACUUCCGGUAGGCGUGCUGACCACUCAUGAUUAUCUUGCCGUUUCACUUCCGGUUUCUACGAUUAGUAAAUUUUGCUUUUUUGUUAUCUUAAUCUAUCUAUCUAUCUAUCUAUCUAUCUAUCUAUCUAUCUAUCUUAAUCUGUUUCAUAUCUAUCUAUCUAUCUAUCUAUCUAUCUAUCUAUCUAUCUAUCUAUCUAUCUGUUACGAAAAGAAAACACCAAUUACACUUGUUUGUUUGUUUGUUUGUUUCUAUCUAUCUAUCUAUCUAUCUAUCUAUCUAUCUAUCUAUCUAUCUUAUGCUCGUGUAACGAUAAUCUAUCUAUCUAUCUAUCUAUCUAUCUAUCUAUCUAUCUAUCUAUCUAUCUAUGCGGUUCUUCCCAUUUGGCAUUAUACAGUUGGAAUUAAUCUAUCUAUCUAUCUAUCUAUCUAUCUAUCUAUCUAUCUAUCUAUCUCUUUGCUGCAUACACGUACAUGUUUGCUAGAAUAUCCAAAUUAA
Messenger RNA from Acanthosepion pharaonis, 1161 nucleotides. The record is from the annotation of a GenBank genome assembly. NCBI's taxonomy places the organism in Eukaryota, Metazoa, Mollusca, Cephalopoda, Sepiida, Sepiidae.